GAAAAAUCAGCAUUGCAUAUGCAUGCCUACUUUUUUAAGGCAAACACAAUUUAUAUUAACUACAUGCAGAUGGUAAAGGAAAGAGAAAGAUUAUUGCAAUCUAAUAAGUGAUUCACACAUUCAACACAAAGAAAAUUAAAGAUUGUUUAAUGUGUCAUGCUGGUGUUGUUGAACACCAACAAGCCUCCAAGAAAAUGCUCAUCUCCCCAUUUAUAUUGAGCCCUAUGUGUCUGCAUCUGUAUCUCCCAGCAAAUAGUAAUUGGUAUUUGUAAUGUCGACAAAGCAGCAGCGCAGCCCCACCGCCGGCAAGGCGACGAUCCUCGGCAUCGGCAAGGCCUUCCCCCGCCAGCUGGUGCUUCAAGAUCUCCUCGUCGAGGGCUACAUCCGCGACACCAACUGCGAUGACCUCGCCAUCAAGGACAAACUCCAACGCCUCUGCAAAACGACGACGGUGAAAACGAGGUACACGGUGAUGUCGAAGGAGAUACUGGAGGAGUAUCCGGAGCUGGCGACGGAGGGGUCGCCGACGAUCAAGCAGAGGCUGGACAUCGCGCACCCGGCGGUGCUGGAGAUGGCGAAGGAGGCGAGCCUGGCGUGCCUCAAGGACUGGAAGCGCGAGGCCAAGGACAUCACCCACGUCGUCUACGUCUCCUCGAGCGAGAUCCGCCUCCCCGGCGGCGACCUCUACCUCGCCACGGAGCUCGCCCUCCGCAACGACGUCGCGCGCGUCAUGCUCUACUUCCUCGGCUGCUACGGCGGCGUGACGGGCCUCCGCGUCGCCAAGGACAUCGCCGAGAACAACCCGGGCAGCCGCGUGCUCCUCGCCACCUCCGAGACCACCAUCCUCGGCUUCCGGCCCCCCAACAAGUCCCGCCCCUACGACCUCGUCGGCGCCGCCCUCUUCGGCGACGGCGCCGCCGCCGUGGUGGUCGGCGCCGACCCCGUCCCCGGCGUGGAGACCGCCUUCAUGGAGCUGAACACGGCGGCGCAGCAGUUCCUGCCGGGGACGAGCCACGUCAUCGACGGGAGGCUGUCGGAGGAGGGGAUCUACUUCAAACUAGGGCGCGAUCUGCCGCAGAAGAUAGAGGAGAACAUCGAGGAGUUCUGCAGGAAGCUCAUGGGGGGGGCUGCCGGUCUGGCCGAGGGGGGCUACGACUACAACUCGCUCUUCUGGGCGGUUCACCCGGGCGGUCCGGCCAUACUGAACCGGCUGGAGAGCGCGCUGCGAUUGGAUGAAGGGAAGCUGGAGUGCAGCAGGAAGGCGUUGAUGGACUAUGGGAACGUGAGCAGUAACACCAUAUUUUAUGUGAUGGAAUAUAUGAGAGAGGAGUUGGGGAAGAAGGGAGACAAAGGGGAGGAGUGGGGGCUCGCAUUGGCCUUCGGCCCCGGCAUCACCUUUGAAGGGAUUCUUCUGCGAAGCCUCCUCCAUUAACUGUCAUCAUCAUUAUACCAAUAUCAUCACUCUAUUCUACUUCUAAAACAUAAAUUAAUUGCUAGGGAGACUCAAAAUUAUACGUUUGUGAGAUGUAUUUUGAUUCGAUAUAAGAAAGUUAUAUAUAUAUAUACUCGUUAUUUAAGAAAAA
Molecule: messenger RNA, 1583 nt
Organism: Salvia miltiorrhiza (redroot sage)
Lineage: Eukaryota; Viridiplantae; Streptophyta; Magnoliopsida; Lamiales; Lamiaceae
Product: type III polyketide synthase A-like
Exons: 2
Coding region: 272-1432 (386 amino acids)
Biological process (GO): polyketide biosynthetic process
Molecular function (GO): acyltransferase activity, transferring groups other than amino-acyl groups
Source: RefSeq, a predicted model, not a curated record